UGAAUAUAAACCGAAUUAAUUGAUGUAAAUCAUCAGUCGAUUGUGAAAGCUUGUGAAGAGAAGAUGAAUCGAAAAUUGCUAAGCUUGUUUUUCAUUUCAAUUAUUACUUUGGAGCUCCUAGUUCCAUGCGCAAAUGCUGGUUCUGGUAAAGCAAAAAGCGUCAAAAAUGUUGUCAAAGCUAUGGGCGAGGGUACUGUUCGAACUGCUAAAUCAAUUGGUAAAUCAGGUUUCAAGGCAGGAAAACAUGCAGUACAAACGGUUGGCUUUGGGGUCAUGUCUGGUAUAGGAUACGCUGGCACAGUUGCAAUGACUCCUCUUGCGUGUGUGACCUGCGGUAAUCUAGGUACCGCAGAGGCAACUCAAUUGUGCGCUGGUGCAGCUUUAAUCGGUCAAGAACGAGCCGUUAUAAACGGGGGGAAAACAAUUGGAAGAACAAUUGAGACAGCUGGUAAGAUAGCUGGUCUCCCUCUUGUCUGUGGUCACAAAUCAAUGAAAGCGAUGCAAGAAAUCGAAGAAAGAGAAGAAGAAAAGGAACAAAAUGAAGUGACGGAAGAAGAAAGACGGAACAAACUGAAGAGUUUACCAGAACCAUAGACCCAAUGUUUCGGUUUUUGUAAUCAAAAUUCCAUUUUUCAUUAUCUAUUUGUUAAAAACAAAAAAAUAUUUAAUUUCUAUUGUUUGAAUAAAAGUAUGGAUUUUUUGAAAUUUGCCAUUAGUUCGAUGCUAAAGCUAAAACGACCAAAUCCAAAAAUAAAAUUAUCAAUUGCGAAA
Molecule: messenger RNA, 771 nt
Organism: Contarinia nasturtii (swede midge)
Lineage: Eukaryota; Metazoa; Arthropoda; Insecta; Diptera; Cecidomyiidae
Exons: 3
Coding region: 64-594 (176 amino acids)
Source: RefSeq, a predicted model, not a curated record